AUGCUUUCGGUUUCCUGCAUUUCCUCCAGCACCUCUAUCCUGCGGACGGGCUCAUGCUCACGAUCUAUUACCACUGUUGCUGCCACUGCAUCGGUCGCUUACAAAGCAACGAAACACAAUGGAAAGCAACGUUUGGCAAAACCGAAGAAGGGUCAGGCAAGCGGGGCUCAGCUCCCCUUUGAGGCCGUAGGUAUACGCCCACCAUUGGCGAUAGCUCUCCAUGCUGCCUUUCCGAACGUGCAAAAUCCAACGGAAAUGCAAGCGGCGUUUAUUCCGGCGGUACUACAAGGCAAGGAUGUUUUGCUCGCGGACAGCACCGGCACCGGCAAGUCUUUUGGCCUCGUGUUAGCUCUUCUGAAUAAAGCGCGGGUCGGACCACUUGAUAGGGACUCGUACGACAAUGGCACGAAACCGCCUAUCAACUCGCUAUUCAUCGUCCCGCAUCGUGACCUUGCGUAUCAGCUACACCAUUGGAUAGGUCGUAUCGUUGAUCAAAUGCCGCCUUCACCAUUCCAAACCAUCUCUUCUGUCGCCACUGUUCUCGUUCGCAGUCAACAUGUACCCCUAGCAACUCAGAUCGCCCAGCUCCAUGCUGACCCUCCUCACAUCCUCAUCGCUACCCCGAAUGCCCUCGCCGACGUCUUUCUGGAAGAUGAAACUGCGUUACAAAAGGAGCGCCUCUCCUCUGUGGUCAUUGAUGAGGUUGAUAACCUCAUCGAGUCGAUACCCAGAAGUAAAAGCAAGUUCGAACAGCAGAAGUUCCUGCAGAAACAACGCAGACAUCCAGCUGUCACCUCACGGAUUCUGAAGCACUUAUUCGCUCAUAGAGAAUAUGAUCCUGCCGCCGAUCCCGUACAGUCCAUCGGGCGACCUUCGGAGCACCGAAGGCCAUUGCAAUUGAUUAUGACGAGCGCAACCUUUCGGCAUCACCUCCACGAGAUGCUUUUCCGAGAAAGCGGGCUCUUGACGCGCGACGAAGGGAAUUUGGUCAAGAUCAACAGGAGUUCGCGCGAAGAAUCGGUACUGAGCGACUUGGGGGGCUCAAAUAUUGGUCAUUGCGUUCUGCUCGUCUCCAAAGACGGCGGGGUGCGCAACAUAGAUGGCUCGAUGACUAUGUCCAGUGUAUCUCCGUCGCCGGUAAUGGAGGCGCAUACGAGCGAGAAUAUUUUGGCUACGGCGAACUCUCGUGCCCUACCUGCCCAUAACUUGUCCGAACAACAAUUCGAGAUGUUUAGCGUCACGCCGUCUCCGUUCAACGCGGAUGUGAUGGAGGUUGUUGCCACAGCUUUUGCUCUAGACGUUCCACGGCUGGCCCUCCUUGUGGUUCCGGCGGAUGCGCCGGUGCAACGCGCUGUCUAUGACCUGCGUCAACUUGGCGUGAACGCAUACGGUUUAGAUCUGUCAUCAGACAGUCGAGGGCGGACGCAUCUACUUCGGGGCCCAUCCGACGUUGCAGACGAGAACCCGACAUUGCUCGUCUCGACCCUCGCAUCCACCCGUGGGCUGGAUCUCCCUGAGCUCAGCCACGUGUUUGUGCUGGGUAUGCCAACUAAGCAACGAGUAGACACGUAUCUCCAUAUUGCUGGUCGCGUUGGGCGGUUUGGACGGGGCGGUAAGGUGGUUACGCUGCUGGAAGAGGAGCGGGAAACAGUGGGGAAGAAGGGGGAAGCGAAGGUGGUGAGGGAGGGAGAGAGGAUGUCCGCGUUGUUGCGACAACUCGAUAUUACGCCGGUUAGAUUUGAGCAUUUCGAUUAGGC
Punctularia strigosozonata HHB-11173 SS5 is the source of this 1757-nucleotide messenger RNA. Its product is annotated as P-loop containing nucleoside triphosphate hydrolase protein. The transcript has 3 exons. Gene Ontology annotation, molecular function: nucleic acid binding; ATP binding. NCBI's taxonomy places the organism in Eukaryota, Fungi, Basidiomycota, Agaricomycetes, Corticiales, Punctulariaceae. The record is from RefSeq and is a predicted model, not a curated record. Bases 1 to 1755 code for a protein of 584 amino acids.